Pyrus x bretschneideri (Chinese white pear) is the source of this 2700-nucleotide messenger RNA. RefSeq lists its product as uncharacterized. The transcript is spliced from 10 exons. The record is from RefSeq and is a predicted model, not a curated record. The coding region runs from base 915 to 2372 and encodes 485 amino acids. NCBI's taxonomy places the organism in Eukaryota, Viridiplantae, Streptophyta, Magnoliopsida, Rosales, Rosaceae.
AAAAGAGGUCUUGGGUUCGAUACUUUACAAGCUGUGAAUUUGUUUGAUUGUGGUUAUGGGUAGGGUGCAAUUCCCAACUAGCCUCCUCUGAACCUGAAAAUGAUGGAUAAUUGUAGUUCGUCACUAAUUGUCCCCCUUUUAAGGAGAACUGAUUUCAAGACUAUCUUCCUUCAUACACACACUUGAUACUUAUAUUUGACCGCUAGAUUGAAUUGAGAAAAUAAAAUGAAAACAACAAAAAACAAAUGGUGUGUAAAAUUCAUUUCUUUUGUUGAAAGGGUGGUAUCCACAUACUGAUUUUUACCUCUCACACACCCUUUUUACUUUUUAUCAUUUGAUCUUGUUUAAUUCAUUUGAUCCAAUAGUCAGAAAUUAAAAAGAGUGUGCGAAAAGUAAAAAAUAAUGCGUGGAUAUCACCACUCUUGUUGCAAUUGAAAACUUAAUCCAAGAAAGAAAAAAACCUAAAAACAACUAGAAAGCCAACUAAGAUAAAACAAGAAAAAAAAAAGAAGGCAACCCGAAAAAAGAAAAACAAAAGAUAAAGGAGGGGACGAAAGCAGAGGAAACAGAGAGGGACAGAGAAAGAAGGAGAUUUAAAAGGAAAAUAGGAUCCGAGUACAACGGAACCUGUCUUCCUUUCCUUCCUCUGUUUCUCUCUCUUGUGUUAGGACAGGGUGUUUUCUGUCUUGUAAUCUCUGUUUUUGCAUUUGGAAAUUAAAGCAAAAAACUUUAAGGUGGCCGAAAACAGAGAGAAGAACAGAGCAAGUUCCAAAGGGAAGGAGGCCGAGUUCCUCACCAGGGAACGACGGUUUUCCUCUUCUUUUUUGUUUCAUGUCGGAAUAUUAAUUCCUAACCCCUUCACUGGUUAAGUACAUCUGGAGAGUCCUCUACAUUACUUGAAAAAACUUGCUGCCAUGGGCGUCUGUGUCUCAAAACCACAUGAAACUAUCAACCCUCAUCAGAAAAAGGUACACAGACACGGCAAGCGCCAGAGUAAGGGGAAGAAGACGAAGAAGGUUGCUUCCGUCGCCAUCCCUGAUGCGCCCAAAAGACGGUCUGUGAGUGAGUUUGUGCAUCUUGACUUUGAGAAAGGUGCUGCAACCACCUGCAAGAGAUCUGAGGUUUCUAAUGGAACAUAUCAUCUCACUCAGCUUCAGUGGAACCACAGUCAGAUUGAUACAAAUGGCGGGAAAGGCCCAGGGGAAGCAUGGUUUGACUCACUAAGCAUUCUGGAAUCUGAUUCAGAAGAUGAUUUCUGCAGUGUGCAUGGAGAUGGGUUUCCUUUAGCAGGGAACAUCCCAAAUGCUCAAUUGCUGCAGUAUGAAAGUGCAUCAUGCAUCGUAGAUAAUGGAUGUAAGUACGAAGGGUUCUACGAAAGCUAUCUAAAAAUCGAUGGAAAUGCACGCCAUUCUGUCGAGAAAACCCAAGUGAGUUUCAACGACAAGAGUCAGAAGAACCCGGCGGUGAUCAUGCUUUAUAAGAGGAAGUCUGUUGACGACAGCGAAGGGAACAGUGCGUCCGAUCAGAAGUACUUAUUCCGUCCAAGAGCAGGACUUCGAAUCCCUUGCUCAACUGAAGAGAAGUCAGCUCCGGGAUCCUGGUCUCCAGUUCCGCCUUCAGUAUUCAAGCUCCGUGGCGAGAAUUAUUUCAAGGAUAAACAGAAGUACCCUGCUGCAAACUGCAGCUCGUACGUACCAAUUGGUGUCGAUUUGUUCAUCUGUCCCCGAAAGAGAGAUCACAUUGCUCAGCAUCUUGAGCUUCCUUAUGUAAAACCACAUGACAAAGUUCCUUCCCUCCUCAUUGUUAACAUACAGUUGCCUACUUAUCCUACAACAAUGUUCCUCGGCGAUUCAGAUGGGGAAGGCAUGAGUCUUGUGCUAUAUUUCAAAGUGAAUGAAAACUUCGAAAAAGAGAUCUCAUCUCAGUUUCGAGACAGCAUCAUAAAAUUCAUUGAGGAUGAGACCGAGAAGGUGAAGGGGUUUGCAAAGGAGUCUCUGGUUCCUUUCAGGGAAAGGCUAAAGAUCAUGGCUGGACUGGUCAAUCCAGAUGACCUCCAGUUGAGUUCUACCGAAAGAAAGCUCAUACAUGCUUACAACGAUAAGCCGGUGCUUUCACGCCCCCAACAUAAUUUCUUCAGGGGGCCUAAUUACUUUGAGAUUGACCUGGAUAUACAUAGGUUUAGCUACAUAUCCAGGAAAGGACUUGAAUCAUUCAGAGACCGUUUGAAGAAUGGGGUACUUGAUUUGGGAUUGACAAUCCAAGCACAAAAACAAGAGGAACUGCCAGAGCAAGUCCUGUGCUGUCUACGCUUGAACAAGAUUGAUUUUGUGAACCACGGUCAAAUUUCGACUCUCGUAACUAUGGACGAUUAAAUCGGACAGGCACCGAACCUGGAUCCUGGAGGGUUUCUAUAAUUCCGGCCAAAACACCAAGCAAAUGUUUGUAAACAUUCGGGGGCUUCGACCGCGCUUCGACCUAAUCCAAUGGUGCAAGAAUAGGAAGACAGAGAAAUGAACUGCAAAUGCAUUACGAUUGAUCCUGUACAAAAUGUCAUCAGUAUCUGUACUCUUAUGCUUUAUAGUUAACACUUGACACCAUGCAUUUGCCAUCCGUCCUCAACCAUUAAACCUGUGACCCGUAUCUAAUCACCGCGAUAAAGCUUAUAAGAAAGAGGACAUAAUAGGCCGUAAGAACCUGAUU